UGGAGACGGCGACUCUCUGUGUACUGAUUGGGACAUCCGUGAAAUGAUACGCCUUUCUGCAAUGCUAUUGGUCGAAAUGCAUGUCAAUCUCCUGGCGUCUUUAUCCGUGUUCCUUGACUGGGCAACUUAAAAGCCUUAAUACUUUUACUUUCGCCACACAAAGAGGUUCUUCUUAGUGAAGGGAGAGCAGAUGUAGGGCAUCCUGCCGAGAAUUUCCGGAGCCCAUAUGCGAGAUGAUGCCAGUCAUGAACGUCUCCGCGCUUCCUUUCGCUUUGGAAAUGUCCUGAAGUAGAACUUUUCUGAGCUUUGCCUAAAACUAGAAUCUGUGUCGAGGUUUUUCUAAAUUAAGUAACGCCAGAGACAUACCGUGACGUAUCUGAGUUGAAAGAACCAGGCCUAUUUAAGGAGGUAGAAAAAUCCAAAAAAACUUUGAUUCAAAAUGGGGAUGACAGUGUAUGGCAAGAAUUAUGCAGAUUAAUUUUAGCUUCAUACCUUUCUACUUAUGUAUUUAAAUCUUGAUUUUAAAUUCUUCCUUGAGCAUAGUAAUGUAUAAACUCCUACAUAUUUCAGGUUAGUCUAUUUUCAUUAACUAAAAUGUCUAUGAAGUUCCCCCCUGUAGAAGAAAGAAAAGCCUAGGAUUUUAGCCUAUAUUCUUGAGGCAGGGUGGGUAGGGAUACAAAAACUUAAUUAUAAUGCAAAGCAGAUUUUAUAUAUUUUGAACAUUUUAAGAAUGUUGCUAUGAGAGACUAGAUACAAACUGACAGGAGAGUUCUCGGAAGACUACAGAGGACUGAUACUCGAUUUAGGCCUCAAAGUAUUUGAACAAUCAUGGGACAGAAGAAAAUCCGAGUGAGAGAAAUAAUACAAGAGAGAAGACAGUGGGAGUGAAAGAACUUCGUAAAAAGAGGAAGGCAGUGAAGUAGAAAGAAUCUAGCAAUCAAAUAAGAGGAGGAAUUCUGGAACUGUGAAUAAGAUGAAGAAAGCUAAGUGGUAUUACAAGUGGAUAAAUAAUGUGCACUGCUCUGAGCCCAAAAGUACGCAGUGGACCUGGCCUCUCUGAUAUGCAUCAGUAUAGCCAAUGGCUAGCCAGCAGACAUGAAGCUAAUUUGCUACCAAUGAAAGAAGAUCUGGCCUUGUGGUUAACCAAUCUAUUAGGGAAGGAGAUUACAGCAGAAACUUUUAUGGAGAAGUUGGACAAUGGUGCCUUGCUCUGUCAACUUGCAGAAACUGUGCAGGAGAAAUUCAAGGAGAGCAUGGAUGUUAACAAGCCCACAAAGAAUCUACCAUUGAAGAAGAUCCCAUGCAAAGCCAAUGCACCCUCGGGCUCCUUUUUUGCCCGAGACAAUACAGCAAAUUUCUUAUCCUGGUGCCGAGAUUUAGGGGUGGAUGAAACAUGUCUAUUUGAAUCGGAAGGUUUGGUCCUCCAUAAGCAACCCAGAGAAGUGUGUCUCUGUCUGCUAGAGCUUGGCCGGAUUGCAGCCAGGUAUGGUGUGGAGCCUCCUGGUUUGAUAAAAUUGGAAAAAGAGAUUGAACAAGAAGAAACACUUUCUGCCCCUUCUCCUUCACCUUCUCCUUCAUCAAAGUCUUCUGGAAAAAAGAGUACAGGAAACUUACUGGAUGAUGCAGUGAAACGAAUUUCUGAAGAGCCUCCUUGCAAAUGCCCAAACAAGUUCUGUGUGGAGCGGCUCUCCCAAGGAAGAUACCGAGUGGGAGAGAAGAUCCUUUUCAUUAGGAUGCUGCACAACAAACAUGUCAUGGUCCGUGUGGGAGGAGGCUGGGAAACUUUUGCAGGGUAUUUGUUGAAACACGACCCCUGCCGAAUGCUGCAGAUCUCCCGUGUGGAUGGCAAAACAUCCCCUAUCCAAAGCAAAUCUCCAACUCUAAAGGACAUGAAUCCAGAUAACUACUUGGUGGUCUCUGCCAAUUAUAAGGCUAAGAAGGAAAUUAAGUGAAACAAAUUGGUCACGACAAGGGGACCCUCAUAAUGGCCUGUAUCCGCUUCUCCAGUAUAGUCAGUUUAGUUUUAUGUUCUGAAAACUGUUUUGGAGAAAGAUAGACAGAAAAAUGUCAUCAUAUUGAAAAAUGUUCAAAGAGUAGCACUAUUUAUUUUUAAUGCUUCUGUAGAAUAUGACCUAUUAAAUUCUAAACUCAAAUUUAAAUUAGCCAAAUUUUAGGCAAAUUAUUAUUUCUUAAUAUGCAAACACAGUAUUUAGAACACAAACUAUUAGAAACACAAUUCUAAUUAAAGAUAAACACUAUAAGGAGAGAACAUUUAGGAUUUGCAGAUAAGUCAACAGAAAGUGCCUGCUUUACAUCCAUGAGUAAAAAGCACCCUAGACAUUUUUAUAACUGCAAGAUUUUUAUGCUGUUUUUUUACAUUACAUUUUUGAUUAGUGUGAUAAUGUGCUACAAAAAAAAAAAAAAAAUCCAACAGCACUACAAAUAAGUACAGAGUAUUCACAAUAGUAAUAUGUUACUGGAAAGGCCACUUCAGAAAAGUUUACAUUCACUUGGAAGGCUGCCUUAAAGUAUAUCUCUUAUCUGUGACCAAACAUCUGGGGUACUUUUAGAAGUUUUCAGUACACCCCCUUAGAGAAUAGCUUAUGAGUUAUUUCACACAUUGCUGAGCACAUGGCUGUGUUUAGAAUUAUCUAGUGUAAUUCACACAUGAGCUGACAUACGUUGAUACUUUGAUGAGUAAAUUGUACAGUCAAAAUGUUCAUUGAUUUCAUGUUAUUUCAAAGCAUUUUCUUAUUAAAAAUAUAUCUUUAGUUAAUCCUAUUUUGCUACGCUUUCUAGUAAAGUAAAUUCACUGUAGCUAAUGAUGUUACAGACUUACGUAUACCCUUGUAUACCUGGGACAGGGCUGUUUUAUACCAAUAAACAGCAAAAUAUUGUCCUUACUCAUUCAAGAAUUAAAAGGAUAUAUUUUUAAAAUGUUA
Molecule: messenger RNA, 2942 nt
Organism: Rhinopithecus roxellana (golden snub-nosed monkey)
Lineage: Eukaryota; Metazoa; Chordata; Mammalia; Primates; Cercopithecidae
Gene: GAS2
Product: growth arrest specific 2
Exons: 10
Coding region: 1011-1952 (313 amino acids)
Biological process (GO): actin crosslink formation
Cellular component (GO): actin filament
Molecular function (GO): actin filament binding; cytoskeletal adaptor activity; microtubule binding
Source: RefSeq, a predicted model, not a curated record